CAGUUGUAUUCAGAUCAAGGAAGUUCUUGAAAUGUAUGCUACUGCUUCAGGUCAGUUGAUUAAUUUUGGGAAGAGUAGUGUUUGUUUUAGUCGUAAUUUAUCACUAGAAGGGCAGUAGGAUUUAGCGGAGUUAUGGGGUGUUGAUUUGGUGCAGUACCAUGAAAAAUAUCUUGGGUUGCCUACUCUUGUGGGGCGCUCUAAGAAGGAUACUUUCUCAUAUUUGAAGGAUAGAUUGAGGAAGAGGCUAGCGGGGUGGAAAGGAAAAUUUUUAAGUGGUGCAGGAAAGGAGUUAUUGUUGAAAGUGGUGGCUCAAUCUCUUCCAAACUAUGCUAUGAAUUGCUUUUUAUUACCUCAAACUUUUUGUAAUGAGCUGCAGCAAAUGUGUGCAAAUUUUUGGUGGGGUGACUCAGCGAAUGGGAGAAAAAUUCAUUGGAGCUCUUGGAAUAAUAUGUGUGCCCCAAAGGACCGAGGAGGGUUGGGUUUUUGUAAUCUUUAUGCUUUUAAUCUAGCCAUGUUGGCCAAACAAGCUUGGAGAAUUAUAGAAAAUCCAAACUCACUUGUGGGAAGGCUCUACAAGGCACGGUAUUUUCAUUCCAAAACUUAUUGGGAGGCUUCUUUGGGGCUUGUUUGGCUCCUUCUUAUUCUUGGAGAAGCAUUUUAGCUGCAAGGCAAGUGGUUGAACUAGGCUCAAGAUGGCAAGUUGGAAAUGGUGCUAGAAUUGCUAUUUGGGAGGACAGGUGGCUAGGCCUCAUGGUUUUCGGCCCUUGCUACCACUUAGGAGCCCUACUACUUUGAGGUAUGUUCACCAGCUCAUUGAUGUGGCUAAUGGUUGUUGGAAUGUCCCUUUAUUGGAGAGUUUAUUCCCUAGUGAGGAUGUGGAGGUUAUUAGCUCAAUUCCUUUGAGUUCUAGAUGUCCUGAGGACAAACUGAUUUGGCAUUAUGAUAGUAAGGGAGUUUUUUUCAGUGCGUCGUGCUUAUGUUGUGGCUAGAGACAAUUUGAUCCUCCCAGUCAUGGCUACUUCUAGCUCCUCUCCUCAUCAGCUUAUUGAUACUUUUUGGAAGUGCAAGGUGCCGGGUAAAGUGAAACUUUGUUUAUGGAAAGCUUGUCAAGAUUUUCUCCCUACUAGAUCUAAUCUAGUUAAGAAGAAAAUGGAAGUGGAGCUUUUUUGCCCCUUAUGUGAAAACAAGGAAGAAACCCCUCUUCAUAUUUUUCGUUAUUGUCCUAUUGCAAAGCAGAUGACUCAUCACUUGUCUGGUAUGUUGGGUUUCUCUCCCUCACUUUCUCUUAAGGAAUGGUUGAAUUAUUGUAUGGAGAAAUUAUCUCAAUCAUCGUUUUGCCGUCUUUUGGUGAAACUGUGGUUUUUGUGUAAAGCAAGGAAUGAUAAAGUGUGGGAGAAUAGAAAUUGUGAGCCUCGAUCUCUCCUCCUUAGUGCUCAAGUUUGGCAUGCCAAUUAUCUUCACGCAAAUAUUCCACCCCCCAAGGUCCCACGCAAUCAGCAUGCCUGGACGAAGCCUCCUGUUGGUGGGUUUAGUGUUUGCAUGGAUGGAGCUUUUGAUGUGCACUCUCAUUCUGGUGGUGCCGAAAUUGUGUGGAGGCACUCGCUGGUCGAGUAGUUUGCAGGCUGGUUCUUGACCAGGGUUUGGGUCCAGUUCGUCUAGAGUCAGACUCCUUAUUGUUAGUACAAGCUAUGCAUUCUACCCAAGAUUCUUCUAUUUAGCUCCGGGUUGUUUAUGAGGAUGUUUUGGCUCUCUUUUCUCAGCUGCCUGGAAGUACUUUCUCACACUUGUAUCGAGAAGGGAAUACUGCUGCUCAUUCUCUUGCUCGUUGGACAUUAUGUAAUAGGCCAUGCAAUGUUGUCUUUACUUCUACACCUCCCUUUAUAGAGGAGAUUAUGUCUAGAGAAUGUACUUAAUCUCUUCACUUCAAUAAAAUUGUCGU
This is a messenger RNA of Rosa chinensis, 1939 nucleotides long. RefSeq lists its product as uncharacterized. The transcript is spliced from 2 exons. Bases 940 to 1614 code for a protein of 224 amino acids. The record is from RefSeq and is a predicted model, not a curated record. Lineage: Eukaryota; Viridiplantae; Streptophyta; Magnoliopsida; Rosales; Rosaceae. Gene Ontology annotation, molecular function: RNA-DNA hybrid ribonuclease activity; nucleic acid binding.